Apus apus (common swift) is the source of this 4146-nucleotide messenger RNA. RefSeq names its product thyrotropin-releasing hormone receptor-like. Gene Ontology annotation, biological process: phospholipase C-activating G protein-coupled receptor signaling pathway. Gene Ontology annotation, molecular function: thyrotropin-releasing hormone receptor activity. NCBI's taxonomy places the organism in Eukaryota, Metazoa, Chordata, Aves, Apodiformes, Apodidae. The record is from RefSeq and is a predicted model, not a curated record. Gene Ontology annotation, cellular component: membrane. The transcript is spliced from 2 exons. Bases 1 to 1167 code for a protein of 388 amino acids.
AUGGAGAACGGCUCGGCCAGCCCGGGAGCCGCGCUGGGCUGGAGCGGCAACCAGACCCUGGGCAGGAUGCCCCGGCAGCCCCUGGAGCUGCAGGUGGUCACCAUCCUGCUGGUGCUGGUCAUCUGCGGGGUGGGCAUCGCAGGCAACGUGAUGGUGGUGCUGGUGGUGCUGCGCACCAAGCACAUGGUGACCCCCACCAACUGCUACCUGGUGAGCCUGGCGGUGGCCGAUCUGAUCGUGCUGCUGGCGGCCGGGCUGCCUAACAUCUCGGAGGUGGUGGCUUCCUGGGUGUACGGCUACGCCGGCUGCCUCUGCAUCACCUACUUGCAGUACUUGGGCAUCAACAUCUCCGCCUGGUCCAUCGCUGCCUUCACGGUGGAGCGGUACAUUGCCAUCUGCCACGCCAUCAAAGCACAGCUCCUCUGCACCGUGUCCCGCGCCAAGCGCAUCAUCUCCUCGCUGUGGCUCUUCACCUCCCUCUAUUGCCUCAUGUGGUUCUUCCUGGUGGACACCACCCAAGUCACCUUCUCAGAUGGGGCACAGGUCAGCUGCGGCUACCGGGUCUCCAGAAGCCUUUACAUGCCCAUUUACUUCUUGGAUUUUGCCAUCUUCUACGUCAUCCCGUUGGGGCUGGCAGCUGUCCUCUACAGCCUCAUUGCCCGCAUCCUCUUCAUGAGCCCCCUGCCUGCCACCCCGCAGCACUCCUGCCUGGGCUCCAUGCACCAGGGUGGCUCCCUCAAGUUCUCCUGCCGGGGCAACAAGGGGGCCCUGAGCUCCCGGAAGCAGGUGACCAAAAUGCUGGCUGUCGUGGUGGUCCUCUUUGCCCUUCUGUGGAUGCCUUAUCGCACACUGGUGGUGGUGAACUCCUUCAUGGACCCUCCAUACCUGAACAUCUGGUUCCUUCUCUUCUGCCGCCUCUGCAUCUACCUGAACAGUGCCAUCAACCCCAUCAUCUACAACCUCAUGUCACAGAAGUUCAGGGCUGCCUUUAGGAAGUUAUGCAAGUGUGAAGACAAGAGCUCUGGGAACCCCGCACCGUACACCGCCCCGGUGUACUACAGCAUCAUGAAGGACUAUUCUCAUGACAGCUCCGAUCACAACGUGACUGAACAAGAGGAUCUCAACAGUCUCCCUGCACCUGCAAAGAAGAACAAGCCUGCCAAAUAAAUCCUGGGAUCCCACAGCAAUGGGAGCUGUGUGGCUGCAUGCACCGUGUUGGGAAAGUGCCAACAGAAAUGGCUUUGGCAUUGCCGCAAGCUGAAUUUAAUACCACUCCAGGGCAUUGAACAAAACAGAUUCUUAGAGGCAAGUUAAUUUGCUUUUUCUUAAGGCUAAUUUAUUCCUGUUUGGUGAAGUGUUAGGCACGGGUCAAUGUUUAGCAUCUUUAAAUAAUCUGUAAAUAUAGCAGUGCAAUGUGCAAUAUAGCAAGUGCAACUGUUUGUUGAGUGGGGGCAGAGAUUGAAAGGGAAUCCAGGGGGAGAAGGGCAUUCAAAGAAAAAAAAGACCCUUCUUACUGGACCAAUUUUCUUACAGGAUGAGAUUCACCUACCUGAAUUUACACACCUCUAAAAGACACCCUAAGGGAGGUGCUCCUUUAGUGUCCUUUUGGAGUUAAGGCAACAAUCAGGCAUUUGCAGGAAGCUGCUCCUCUCAUUUCAGCGUAGUUGUCUGAGGAAGACACACACCUCAGGAGGAGAUGGAUGCCUCCUGAGAUGUGAUUGAUUCUGUGCACUGACUGUAAAGGGACUCUCAGGUGGAGACACCUAUGUUAGGAAUGGCUGAAGUUGAGUGGCAUGAAUCUCACCCCGUGCUGCUGUACUGGUAGCAGACAAACCCAAGGUCCAGACCAGUUGGGUUUGUGACAGAAAAACGAACAAACCAGUAAUGAGUGCUCCUUAAGGUAACAGUGAUACUUCCAUCAUUGUGGUCUAAGCUUCUUUUGGAUAAUUUUAUCUUUGCUGUCCAAACUCCUCUAGCUGCUUCAGCUGGAUGCCAUAGCCUUGUCCUGCAAGCCCUGGUGUGGGGUCCCUGAGUUUUGCCAAGCUGCAUCCCACCUAUAGCUGCAUUUCAGUGGCAGGUGAAGCAAUGCUCUUAUUUCUUGAGGAUAAUUUGUGAAAGUCCAUCAAGUGUUUUGUGACAAGUGACACACUGACUAUAGGACAUUAACAAUAUGCAUGGCUGCUAUCAUCUCAUGAGCAAAGUGGCUAUUCAUGACCUGAGGUGUCCAAGAACCCAGGCCAAGGACACUUGCCCCAGACUUGUAAGAGACUAUCAGGACUAGGAGUAAAAUGUAAAAGAUUAUACAUGAGCCAAACACUGAGGCUCUUGCCAAAUGAUAUAAGGGUCAGCCACCAGUAACCCUGCAGCAGCUGGAAAAUAUUCUUUGAACAGCUAAUUCAGCCUCACUCUUCAACAUCAUUUUUAGCCUAACCAGAGUGUUAAAUGAGCUUAGAAUUUUGCAUCCCCUUUAGAGAAAAUCAGUGUGAUAUUUUUGAGAUCACAAGAUGUUAAGUAACUGCUCAAGACCACAAGAUAUUAAGAAACUGUUCUGUGUCUAUGGGAAAUCACUUCCCUGGAUGAGUCAGAACAGAUCUCACUUCCCAAUGCUGUGUUGGAAACUGUCUGGGAUCAAUUUCAUUUUGGUGUAGGGUGGCUCUUCAUAUAUGAUUAUUAUAUUGUGAGUUAUUAAACUAUUUUUUCCCCAAAAUAACUGAAGGAUGCAGAAAGAGAAUAUUGUUUUUUGCAAUUAUUUGAAACAGUGAGUGUUUGGAAUUUAAGGAUUUGUGCCAUAUUUGCGCUGUUGCUCGUAUACUGGGAAUUUAGGAACAAAGUUCCUCUUUAUUGUUGUUAAGGAAAUUCUGCAUGGAGGUUUAGGAUUUGCUUGUCAAAGAAUAUGGAAGUGUUUUUGUUUCAAUGCAAGAAAAUUGUUCAACUUAGCAAAAGAAACUAGGAAAUGAAACAGUUUGUUUGUAACAAUCCUUUCUCUAGUACAGAACAUUUCCCCCUUAGCAGCUCAGAACACACUGUUGGUAAAAGCAUCUGCAGACAAGCCAGAGCAGUGAGGACCAGGAUGUCCUGAAGUAACACACAGGUAAGGUGUAGGGGAAGGUAGGGGGGGCCCUGAGCCAGUUGAUGGUCUCCUAGACAUGGUGAAACCCAGGGCUGAGGUUUGGGCGUGUCAGCUCUUACAUGGGCUGGGUUGAAGCUAACAGGAACUAAGAGCUCACAUGAGUAGCUCAAUUCUGAAGCAUCUCCAGCAGGAUCUUUUCCACCUUCCCAUCAUAUUUCCAGUCUUCACUGCUCCACUUUAUGCUUCUUUCCUCCAGAGACAGAAAUACCCUAAAAGCACUAUUCUCUUAAUUAAAUUUCAGCCCCAGGCCAACAGCUAAUUGAUGGUUCUGAAUUUUUUUGCUCAACAUACUUUGGAUUCAAUUAAAACCCAGCUCUCUUCACCUUCUACCCUUAUUUGCCAAGUACUGCAUGACCCUUCGUUAUUUCUUGAGCAGUAAUUGGCAGAUAAAUCCCCCCAGUACCACGAGAUCUCCAGCAAACGCACCAGAGCAUUAAACUGUGUAGAUGAGGAAUGAGUCCCUGCUCCUUCUCCAGGCAUGUGUUCUGACACAUUAGGAGGAUUUGAGAGCGUUAUAGGUGGAAGUGGAGGCAGGAGGUCAGCACUCAGCUUGCUAAGGAGAUGCUGGUUAAGAGGACAGGCAGCUGCAUGCUGUCAGGAAAAAAAAAAAACCCAGCAGAGAGGAAUUAAAAGAAAUAACUCAUCCCUGUAACUUCCUCUGGAUAUCCAGUGUCUGAAUAAAACCAUUAAUUGCUCACAAGAAAUCAAAGAGCCCCCUUCAAGCUUGAGCCUGAAUUACCUUGUACCCUGCAACAGCUGCCCACUCAAAGUCUGAAGCUGUAUUUUACCUUUGAAAUUUAUUUAGUCUCAACAGCAUGAGUGUAGGCUGCAAGUUUAUAAAUACGAUACCAAAUAGAGAAUCUAUUACUCCUAAAUAAUUUUACUACAUUGAAGCAUUUCCUCAAUUUCAUCUAACCUGUUAGUUUCUUAAUUAAAGCCCUUCCAGUGCUUGUUGACCUGGUAAAAUGCCAUCUGCUUUCUUCGAUUACACAGCAAACGUUCCCUGGCAGGAGAGG